Messenger RNA from Talaromyces rugulosus, 1218 nucleotides. RefSeq lists its product as uncharacterized. The transcript has 6 exons. Gene Ontology annotation, biological process: oxalate metabolic process. NCBI's taxonomy places the organism in Eukaryota, Fungi, Ascomycota, Eurotiomycetes, Eurotiales, Trichocomaceae. Gene Ontology annotation, cellular component: cell wall. Bases 1 to 1218 code for a protein of 405 amino acids. The record is from RefSeq and is a predicted model, not a curated record.
AUGCAUUUUGUUGCGUUGUCCUUACUUGGGCUAGCCUCGGCAGCGACCAUCCAGAGACGUGACGGUUUCUCUGACGGUGAACCGAUCAAUGAUGCCACGGGCAAGGGCGCUCCUAUCAUCGGCGGUACAAACCAUGAACUUGACCUUCAGAACCCGGACAACUUGGGAGAGGAGACCACCGAUGCUGGCUACGUUCCGAAUCUCAAAUGGAGCUUCUCUGAUUCUAAGACGAACAUCUAUCCUGGAGGCUGGAGUCGUGAGCAGAUCAUCUCGGAUCUCCCGCUAAGCACUGAUAUUGCCGGCGCCCAACAGCAUCUGAAAAAGGGUGCUAUCCGUGAACUUCACUGGCAUCGCACGGCCGAAUGGGGGUUCCUUUACAAUGGAUCGCUACUCUUGUCUGCCGUUGAUGAAAAUGGCAAAUACCAGGUUGACAGACUGGAGGCUGGGGACGUAUGGUACUUUCCUCCCGGUAUCGCACACACCGUCCAGGGACAAGAUGACCAGAACGAAUAUCUUCUUGCAUUUGACGACGGCGACUUUGAAGCUCAAGGCACUACCUUUAUGAUUGACGACUGGGUCGCCCAUACCCCCAAAGAUAUCUUGGCUAAGAAUUUUGGUGUUGGCGCUUCCGUGUUUGACAACGUCCCCCAGAGUUUUCCAUAUAUCUUAAACGGUACAGUCAGCAACGAUACCCACAUUGUCGGCCCAGCUGGCGCUCUAGUUGGCAACAGCUCUUAUGUCUAUCACGCUAAGGAUCACCCUCUGGAGGAGGUCCCCGGCGGUGGUGGCACAUUCCGUCGUAUCGAUUCCACCACAUUCCCUGUUGCUAAGACGAUUGCAUCCGGAUUUUUCACCUUGGAGCCAAAGGGGCUACGUGAACUUCAUUGGCAUCCCAACGCUCAGGAAUGGGUCUAUUUUCACCAAGGAACCGCCCGUGCUACCGUGUUUAUUGGUGGUCAGAAAGCACGCACAUUUGAUUUCCGCGCUGGCGACACUGCCGUCUUUCCUACCAACAGUGGUCACUACAUUGAGAAUACUUCUGAAGAUGAAGAGCUUAUCUGGAUUGAGAACUUCAAAAGCGAUACAGUUGAAGAUAUUUCUCUCACCCAAUGGCUUGCUCUUACCCCUCACGACGUCGUUGCGACUGUCCUUAAAGUCCCUAUUGAGGUUGUCGAUAAGCUGAAGACGGAGAAGCAGAUUCUGAUAAAGGGGAACUAG